CCAAGAGAGAGGGUCGGUACAUUGCACAGCCCAACGACAGAAGCUACUUCCUGAGGAACAUGGUUGCAAAGCCCCUGAUUGCUGGUCUGGUGGUACUUAUUGUGGCUGUUGUGAGCCUGUUCCUGGGGAUGUUUAUGGGCUUGGGGAAGAAAAGCAUGCCUCCCCCUGCAGGAUACUGUUUCUCAAGGGCUGCUGUUGCUGCUGAUGCUGGAAAAUGCUCAGAAGUUGGAAGGGACAUUCUGAAGAAAAAUGGUUCAGCGGUGGAUGCUUCUAUUGCUGCCUUGCUAUGUGUCGGCCUUUUUAAUGCUCACAGCAUGGGCAUCGGAGGCGGGGUUUUCUUUGUAAUCUACAACGCUUCCUCAGGGAAGGUAGAAACUAUUGAUGCAAGGGAGACAGCACCCAAGAAUGCCACAGAAGACAUGUUUGGCAACAACACACAACUUUCUCGUGCAGGUGGAUUGUCCAUAGCCAUCCCCGGGGAGAUCCGCGGCUAUGAAAUGGCCCACAAGAGACAUGGCAGACUGCCAUGGAGAGAGCUGUUUAAGCCAAGCAUUGCCUUGGCUCGUGAUGGAUUUCCUAUUGGGAAAGCCUUGGCUAGUGCCAUCUUUAAAAGCAAGGAUUCCAUUCAAGGAAACGCCAACCUGUGUGAAGUGUUUUGCGACACUCAAAAAAACAUUCUGAAGGAAAACGACAUAAUACGAUUUCCAAAGCUGGCUGACACGUACCAGAAAAUAGCAGACGAGGGUCCUGACGUAUUCUAUAAUGGCUUGGUAGCGUACAACAUCGUGGAGGACAUCCAGGCAGCAGGUGGGAUUAUCACCUUGGAUGAUUUAUUGGAGUACCAACCAGUUCUGAAUGAAAAUCCAUUGAAGCUGCAGGUUGGGGAAUAUACCAUGUAUGUCCCUGACGCCCCCUCCAGUGGCCCUGUCUUGGCACUCAUUCUUAACACGGUGAAUGGGUACAAUUUCACAGACACAAGUGUUUCGACAGCCGAGAAGAAGACUCUCACAUAUCAUCGCAUCAUAGAGGCUUUCCGUUUUGCAUAUGCGAAGAGGAGCAAACUCGGGGAUCCACGUUAUCUUAAUAUUACAGAUCUCAUCCAAAACAUGACAUCGGACUUCUUUGCAGAAGGCAUAAGGAAGAAAAUCACAGAUGACACCACUCACCCAGACAUUUACUACGAGCCAGAUUAUUUUGUUCCUGACAACCAUGGAACGGCUCAUCUGUCAGUCAUGGCCGAAGAUGGCAGUGCAGUGGCAGCCACCAGCACCAUUAAUUUAUACUUUGGAUCCAAAGUCAGGUCUCGAUCGACAGGAAUAAUCUUCAAUGAUGAAAUGGAUGACUUCAGCUCGCCACACAUGACCAACGGCUUUGGAAUCCCUCCCUCACCUAACAACUUCAUCCAACCAGGCAAGAGGCCCCUGUCCUCCAUGUCUCCAACGAUCAUCUUUGACAAAGACAAAAGAGUUAAAAUGGUCGUAGGAGCAUCAGGAGGCACCAAAAUCACCACCGCUACUGCCUUGGUCAUCCUGAACUCCUUAUUUUUCAACUAUGACCUAAGGAAAGCAGUAACUGAGCCGCGAGUGCACAAUCAACUCAAUCCAAAUAUGACAGUCGUGGAGCAAGACUUUGAGAAGAGCGUCCUUGAAGGCCUGAUCCAAAAGAACCAUGUAACCCAUCUGUUGAAGACCCCGGAUUCUGUAGUCCAGGUGGUGAUGCAGCAGGGAGAGCAUAUCUGUGCAGAGUCAGACCCCAGGAAGGGAGGAUAUCCGGUUGGAUACUAAACGUGGUUCCAAACUCCCCUCAGACAGAACGACUCCUUGAGCCAUUUGACUCCAUGUACGUGUGUGCAUGUACAGCAUGAACGACACAGCCGUCAAUGGCAGCCAUGAACACCGGUCAUCGUAUUUCCGUACAUAUUUUUUGGUUUAAAAAAAAAUAUUCGGAGUCCCAUUCAUUAAAAUAUGCAUAUUUUAAAAAUACAUGUUUUUAAGUCCAAAUUUGAGUGGUGUACAUUGACGAUGUUUUCCACAUUUUUAUAUGGUCAAGCAGUUAUGCUAAAUAAAAUACACACACCUCAGGUUUUUUUACCUGUUAAGCACAGUUUGUCAGCCAUUCUAGUGUAAUUUAACACUAAUUGUAUUUAGAAGUUCAAUGCACAUUCACAAUUCAGCAUUCACAGCCCCAGAAAUUUGUAGAUUUUUGGUCAAAAUGUUUUUCUUUCAACAACAACAACAAAAAAAUAAGUAAUAUUAACAGCAUUCAUGUGUGGCUAAUGUGGACCCGACGACCAGGCUAAAAGCUCCACCGUGACUCCGAUUACAUCUGUUCAACAAUCAUCUUACAUUAUCAUUCAUUAGUGGUGAGCACUGAUGUACAAUCUAGGAAGGCAGGUGAGGCAGAGCCUGAUGAAAACUGAUAAAACUUAUUAUAAAUGUAUUUUCCUUAUGAUACCAAUCAUUUUUUUAAACACAUCAGCUGAGGAGCAGCAAGUCAAACACAUUAAAAAUAUUUUUAUGCUCCUGCUGAAUGAGUGAAUGAAUGAGCCAAGCUCACCAGAAGGUGAUGACACUUUUUCAACAAAGUUUCACAACUUUUCCUGCAGAAGGAUAAGAAUGAUAAAUAAAUUAAUGAAAUAGUAAUUUUCAGUGUAUAAGCUAUUUUUUCUCAUGUUUUGAACCCUGUCAUUACGCAAUCCGUACCAAAAAUUAGGGAUGAAGUGGAUAGUCGUUAUGAGUAUUUGUUACAGAUAAUGCAUUUUUGCCAGAUACAAGAAUGAAACAAUAUUUUGUCAUUAUUAACAUAUUUGUGUUUAAAGAAAAUGCUCAUUAUGUAUUCACACUUAAUGCUCUGUGAUUGGCCAGUCACACGUAGCGACCGCCUCACCUGAAACAGCGGUGUGCUUCAUUCACGUACACGGUGAAAUUGGCGAGUUAAAAACGUCUCGUGUUGCGUUGGUCACACUGCCUCCACGUUAUUAGGUUUUCUACAGAUCACCUCUAUUUCGGUUUGUAUCUAAAGUUACUUGGUAAACUUUCAGUUGGCAGUACACAGACAGUGGUAACAGUAACCCAUUGACUGGCCACAACAUUAGGUACACCUGCACAGUAGCUGCAUCAAACAAAUGGUGUUUCUUUUUUUUCUGCUCUCGUUUAAUUUGGCUGUUGGGAUAAAGUCACUUGGAAAACUUUGCUUGAAGAACUGAACACUGUUUUUUUUUUUUAAAUUUCAUUUAGAAAAAUACAGUGACCAAAGCUGAUUAUUUCCUGUUUAGUUCCCUGUGUCAUCACUGCAUGUUUGCAUGAACCACGGACUUCCCACAGAUCAUUAAAAGGAAUAAAGUCUUACAGAUCACUUAUACACAUACACACUACAUAUAUAGCAAAAUAAUUAUAAAGCAACUUCUGAUCAAUCCAUGUCAAUUACUGACUUAAAAUAAUGUACAGAUGUAAGCCCCACCCAUUUCUGGUUACACCACACCCACUUUCGGUUUAUGUCCAGUAUACACAACAUUUUUUUUCUCCUUAAUUUUAGAUACAUACCGACAAUACAUGUUUUUUUUUACAAAAUUUUUAAAAUUAUUACAAAAGUUACUUUGUUUUUAAUUUAAUUUUAAUAUUAAAAAAAAAAAUUCAGUACCUCAUCAGCCAUGAACGUCUCUGCCCUGUCCCUGGUGGGGAGCACCGGUACAUAUUAUAAUGUAAUGCAUUUAAUAAGUGUGAGGCAUACGUAUUUGAGACUGGAUUGUGUCAUGAGUGAACAAUGGCAAUCAAAGAGAAAAGAAGAGGGUAAUGGUGCUGAUUCUAAUCCCAUAAUUACAACAGUCUUUUAAUUGUUGAUCCAAAAUUGGAGAACGAUGACAUCAAAUCAGCAGUAGAGUUUGGAGGAGCGGGACUGAGCAGUGUGUCGAAAAUGUAAAUUUUUAUGGGUGUAUCAAUUACUUGUGGUUCUGUUGUUUUUUUUUCUUUAACUACAACUCUAGAAUGAUUAAAUUAUUCCUCUGCGUUGAAUUGUAAAUGUUUUAUACAGUAGAGUAGAA
Molecule: messenger RNA, 4039 nt
Organism: Doryrhamphus excisus (bluestripe pipefish)
Lineage: Eukaryota; Metazoa; Chordata; Actinopteri; Syngnathiformes; Syngnathidae
Gene: ggt1a
Product: gamma-glutamyltransferase 1a
Biological process (GO): peptide modification; glutathione catabolic process; regulation of inflammatory response
Cellular component (GO): plasma membrane
Molecular function (GO): glutathione gamma-glutamate hydrolase
Source: RefSeq, a predicted model, not a curated record